Pochonia chlamydosporia 170 is the source of this 1407-nucleotide messenger RNA. RefSeq names its product Diacylglycerol kinase, catalytic domain-containing protein. Lineage: Eukaryota; Fungi; Ascomycota; Sordariomycetes; Hypocreales; Clavicipitaceae. Bases 1 to 1407 code for a protein of 468 amino acids. Gene Ontology annotation, cellular component: intracellular membrane-bounded organelle; cytoplasm; membrane. The transcript has a single exon. Gene Ontology annotation, biological process: sphingosine biosynthetic process. The record is from RefSeq and is a predicted model, not a curated record.
AUGGCUGCCAACGCGGGACAAAUGACCCCAACACGAGUCCGCGAUGUUGAAUUGACAGAGUCAACUUUGACAUGGACGAACGCUGAUAAUACCAAGGAAGAUGCUACAACCCACGAGAUUCUCUUCAUCAUUGGCUCCUCUCCCGACCACACACCUAGUUUCACCAUAUUCUGCCUGAAAGAGGAUACGGAGAAUCAAACACGCCCUUUCCAGCUCCUCCUCCUCCAAACGGACAAAAUACCACAUGAGCUGAAGAAACUUGUCAUCACGGGCUUACCUCCCCAUUUACAACCUGCACCCAACAACACAGUUGAUAUCGUCGUCUCGACAAAAUCCGGUACCGGACUCGCACAAUUAUUCUGGCAAGAUGUACUCCAACCACUCCUCCAGUCUGCUUCCUCAAAGGCCGCCACGGAAGCCUACGAGGUGACAGUCACGCAAGACGCCCAAAGUGUCCGACAAUAUGCCACGACACUCAAGCAAUCAUCUGCCCCCCGAACUAUCAUCCUGCUCAGCGGUGAUGGAGGCAUUGUCGACCUCCUGAACGGACAUGAACCUGCCGCUGACGCCAUUCUCCCACUCAUUGCGUUACUUCCCCUAGGCACAGGAAACGCCUUAUUCCACUCCCUGCACAAACCAUGUGAAUCUGUUCCUGGACCAACACCACUCGUCCUCGCCCUGCGCACACUAUUUCUCGGUGUUCCAGCAAAUCUGCCCAUCUUCCAGGCAACUUUCACACCUGGCUCCCACAUCGUCACCUACACGGACCCAUCUCUCAGCACCAGCGAUUCACAACUCCCGCACAAGCAAGACGUCAAGACUCUCUACGGCGCAAUUGUAGCGAGCCACGGAUUCCACGCAAGUAUCGUCUACGAAAGCGACACGCCUACCUACCGCGUCCACGGCUCAAAGCGCUUCGGGAUGGUAGCCCAGGAACUAUUGAAGAUUUCGCAUCCCUACAAGGCAGCGCUGGAUGUCCUGCCUCCUUCGUCGGAUACGUUGGAGAGAGACCCGCAUGAUACACAUGGGUAUAUUUUGGUAUCGAUGGUGUCCAACUUGGAGAGCAAUUUCACGAUAUCGCCUGCUUCGAAGCCAUUGGAUGGGAAGUUGCACUUGGUUCAUUUUGGGGCGAUUAGUGGUGAUCGGGCGAUGGAGGCGAUGAUGAAGGCUUAUGAUGGGGGGAAACAUGUGGAUGUGAGGUGGGAUGAUGGCGAGAGAAUACGGUACGAGGAGGUGAGGGAGGUGAGGGUUGUGAGUGAGGAGGAGGAGGAGGAGAGGUGGAGGGUGUUUUGUGUGGAUGGGACGAUUGUGCAGGUUGAGAGGGGUGGGGGGAUGAGCGUUGGACGAGCGGAUAGGGAGCUGUUUAGGAUUUUGGUUGAUAGGAGGGUUUUGGGGAGUGAGGGUUGA